AUGGCUAAUUGGCCUGAUGAACUUAAAUUACAAUAUAUAUCAAUUCAAUUACAAGAAGAUGCUUAUCGUUGGUGGAAUCAAUCAACAGCAAAGAUUACAACUUGGUCAUGUUUCGUUGAAGCAAUUAAACAAGCUUUUGGGCCAACCAAACUGAAAGAAUUAACAUUUGAACAAUUGAGAACAUAUAAACAAGCGAUUAAUCAAUCAAAUACGCAAUAUUAUGAUAAAGUUAUUGAAUUAUGUAAAAGAGUUCAUACAUCAAUGACUGAUUCUAUGAAAUUACAAUAUUUAUUGGUAGUGGAAGAUACAUUAUCAUUAACCAAUACAGAUUACAAUUUGAAUCAAGAUGAUAAUCAUCAGAACACGAAUUAUAAUCGUCAACCAAUAACAUCAACAAUUAAUCCUCGACAAGAUGUUGAUCAACGACGUAUUGAUGUUCACCAAUCGCAACUACAAACUUCUACAUCAGUUCGUAUGAAUAAUUCUCGUAAUAAUAAUGUUUCAUAUUCUAGUUUAUCAAAAAAUACAAUGUCAAAAAAGAUCAUCAGAUGUUUGUUAUACUUGUGGAACUUCCGAACAUUAUUCACGGGAUUGUGCCCGUUCCCAUUUCCAUUAAUGGAAGCAUCGAUUGAUGGUGUUGCUUCCAAGAAUCAAUAUGAAAAUCCAUCACAACGUACUUAUGUUCCUUUAAUUUAUCUUAAUGCUUAUGCUUAUGAUAAACAAAUGAAAUUAAUGAUUGAUACUGGUACUAAUCGAACUUUUAUCUAA
Molecule: messenger RNA, 768 nt
Organism: Rotaria sp. Silwood2
Lineage: Eukaryota; Metazoa; Rotifera; Eurotatoria; Philodinida; Philodinidae
Source: the annotation of a GenBank genome assembly